GCAGGGUUGCCAACGAAGCGAAAAAAAAAUUAAAUUGACAAUAAACCGAAAUUUUCAUAACAUUUCUGGUAGUUAUAUCCAUAAAUAUGAGUCUGGUGCGUCUGCGGUCGUUGCGUAAUCUGGAAUGUAGCACUUUUGGCUGCGUCUGGAAUAAUAUCACUCUUCGCAGCACCGCUGUGACUGCCGGCAAAAACAGCAACCACCUCAGUAACCCGGCCGCCAUUAGACCGCUGAACACUCUUGCUGGAGGCAGUACAUAUCCCAUUCUAACCAAGAAAUUCGUUUUUACUGAACCAAAACGCCAUUACGCGAGCAAAUCUGUUGCUAAGAAAAUGGAGGAACACUGCGUAGUACCCGACGUUAUUGAAAAGGCUCCGAAGGCCACUGCCACUGUGGAUUAUCCAUGCGAUAUCAGCGUAAAGCCGGGCCAGGUGCUGACCCCCACCCAGGUGAAGGAUGAACCCUGCGUUAAAUGGGAGGCGGAUAGCUCGAAGCUUUACACCCUCUGCAUGACCGAUCCGGAUGCCCCCAGUCGCAAGGAUCCCAAGUUCCGCGAGUGGCACCACUGGCUGGUUGGCAACAUUCCCGGCUGCGAUGUCUCCAAAGGGGAGGUGCUUUCUGCCUACGUGGGUUCAGGUCCUCCGCCGGACACUGGUCUUCACCGAUACGUCUUUCUCAUUUAUGAGCAGAAAUGCAAGCUCACCUUCGAUGAGAAGCGUCUGCCGAACAACAGCGGCGAUGGACGUGGAGGCUUCAAGAUUGCAAACUUCGCCAAGAAGUACGACCUCGGCAAUCCCAUUGCCGGCAAUCUGUAUCAGGCAGAGUACGACGACUAUGUACCCAUUCUCUAUAAGCAGUUGGGAGCUUAAUGGUCAAACCUUGAGUGAUACCCUGAGCAGCAUAAUUAUAUAAUUGCACCACGAAUUGGAUUCAAAAACUGCAAAUGUAUUAUUAAAGAAUAUGCUAUAAAAGACUUUGUAACCCUUGAUGAAACGGGCAAUAAAAUUGUUAAGGAUU
Molecule: messenger RNA, 1017 nt
Organism: Drosophila bipectinata
Lineage: Eukaryota; Metazoa; Arthropoda; Insecta; Diptera; Drosophilidae
Product: protein D3
Source: RefSeq, a predicted model, not a curated record